Pleuronectes platessa (European plaice) is the source of this 6143-nucleotide messenger RNA. RefSeq names its product sialoadhesin. The transcript has 11 exons. The record is from RefSeq and is a predicted model, not a curated record. NCBI's taxonomy places the organism in Eukaryota, Metazoa, Chordata, Actinopteri, Pleuronectiformes, Pleuronectidae. The coding region runs from base 629 to 2422 and encodes 597 amino acids.
GGAAGGAAGGUGGAUGUGUUUAACAGUUUAAAUUUAUCUUUCUCUUACAGAAUCUGUCUUUAUUCUCAGACUCUUCUGUGUUGUAGGUAGACGUGUCUGUGAUGUUACUGAGUUUCAUCUUGUGCACAUUAUUUAUCUGUGGACGUUUUUCUUGUUUGAAGUCACAGACGAGAGCAGCAGCUACUAUGAGUGUAACUGCAGCAGCCAGUGGAUUUGUUGUCCUUCUUCUCACUGUGACAGUGGUACAGUGUGAGAAUGGCUAGGAUGUGAGUUACACUUCUACUGAGAUCUGUGCCGUCAGAGGAUCAACAGUGGACAUUAACUGUACCUACACAUACCCAUCCACAGUUAAUAACCAUGAUAUACUACAGUUCAGGAAACUUUCUGGUUCAUUAAAGAGAGUAAUGGGAUUCACGUUGAUCUAAGGACUGAUCCGGAGUAUUCAGGUCGUGUGGAGAAUCUCUGUGGAAACAACACGUGCACUCUGAGAAUCUCUAACCUGAGAGAGAGCGACUCAGCUGUGUACAAGUUCAGGUUCACAACAAACCAACCUACUGGGAGUUUAACUGGUUCAGCUGGAGUCACUCUGUCUGUCACAGAUUUGCAUGUGCAGGUGAGCAGAUCAGGGAUGCAGGCCUCUAAUUACUGGGCAGAGUUCAGGUGUCAGAGCAGUUGUCGUCUUCCUGAUCAUCUGAACUACGUCUGGUACAAGAAUCAACAGAAGAGGAAUGAAGGAGAAUCUUAUUCAGGUUUUUUUCUUCGUACAGACAGAGUUUCCUGUGCUGUUAAAGGACUCGAGGAUUUCCGCUCUCCGUCAAUGUUGGUGAGGAGUCAGAAUGGCUGGGAUGUGAGUUACACUUCUACUGAGAUCUGUGCCUUCAGAGGAUCAACAGUGGACAUUAACUGUACCUACACAUACCCAUCCAGGUUGAAUCACCUUGAUACUACAGUUCAGGAAACUUUCUGGUUCAUUAAAGAGAGUAAUGGGAUUCACGUUGAUCUAAGGACUGAUCCAGAGUAUUCAGGUCGUGUGGAGAAUCUCUGUGGAAACAACAAGUGCACUCUGAGAAUCUCUAACCUGAGAGAGAGCGACUCAGCUGUGUACAAGUUCAGGUUCACAACAAACCAACCUACUGGGAGUUUAACUGGUUCAGCUGGAGUCACUCUGUCUGUCACAGACCCUCAGCUCCAGGUACAUGUGAGGAGAUCAACAGCCAAUCCAUCUUCUACCUGGACAGAGCUGACCUGUCACAGCAGGUGUCAGCUCCCUGAUCAUCUUUCCUACGUUUGGUACAAUAACAAUAAACCUGUUGGACGAAAAAAAUACUUUCACCUCCGACACUUUAAUCCUGAAGACAGCUAUCACUGUGCUAUAGAAGGACAGGAGCGUUUCCCUUCUCCUACAGUGUACGCUCCAAAGCCUCCCUCUGUGUCAGUGAGUCCCUCUGGUGAGAUCAUGGAGGGCAGCUCAGUGACUCUGAACUGCAGCAGUGAUGCUAACCCAGCAGCUAAAGACACCUGGUACAAGAGAAGAGGAGAUAAACAAGUUCAACGUCUCAGUGAAGAGACACAAUUUGUCCUCAGCUCCAUCAGGUCGUCAGACUCUGGAGAGUAUUACUGCACAGCUGAGAAUGAGCUGGGAAGGAGUUCAGCAAACAUCUCUAUUACUGUGACAUACGCUCCAAAGCCUCCCUCUGUGUCAGUGAGUCCCUCUGGUGAGAUCAUGGAGGGCAGCUCAGUGACUCUGACCUGCAGCAGUGAUGCUAACCCAGCAGCUAACUACACCUGGUACAAGGAGAACCGAGCUCUGCUUCAAGGACCAGAGGGUGUUUAUCGUCUCUCCUCCAUCAGCUCUGGGGACAGCGGGGUCUACUCCUGCAAGUCUGAGAAUCAGUACGGACGGAUCAACUCCACGUCUCUACACUUAGACGUCCAGUACGCUCCAAAGCCCCCCUCUGUGUCAGUGAGUCCCUCUGGUGAGAUCAUGGAGGGCAGCUCAGUGACUCUGACCUGCAGCAGUGAUGCUAACCCAGCAGCUAACUACACCUGGUACAAGGAGGACGAGGACUCACCAACAGCAUCAGGACAAAUCUUCACCAUCACUGAUAUCACAGCUGAACAUGGUGGAAAGUAUCAGUGUGAGGCCCAGAACACACACGGACGUAGUAAGGCCACCUUACAUCUGACUGUUGGAGCAGGGAAGUCAGUGAUAAUCAUGAAUAUCAUCAGGCUGACUCUGGUGGUCGUGCUGGUUCCAGUGCUGGUCUGGACUCUGUGGACGAGGAUGAAGAAAACUCUGAGCUUGAAAUCAGAAGUGAAUGAAGCUGUGGAGAUGAUAGAGUCACACAACUGUCCUGAGUAUGAGAACGUCGCUGCUGCAGCACAGACAGAAGACACAGAGGAGCAGGAAGACCUGGUGUGAAGCAUCAGGUCAGAGCCACUGUGACAAACACAACCAAGAUGGACGACUUCAGAGAACAUCCGUACAAGCGAGUUUUACAGAAACCAUAAUGUGUAGUUAUUAAAUACAGGAAAUCUGUCGAAGCAACAAAAUAUCUGAGUGUAAGCGUAGAGUUUGAGCACAAGCAGAGCAAAUCUAAGUACCAGCAGGAGCUGUGUGAGUGCAAGCGCAGGGUGUUGAGUAGAAACACCAAGAAAUAUGAACGUGCAAGUCCAGCUCUCAAACUAAAAGACCACACUUUUGAAUUCAGAGAAAAACACCCAUACAUUUCCUUUCUACUCAGGUGCAUUGUGAUUGGUUGAAAGUAUGUUGAAGGCGACAGGAGGUAUCUCUCUUUCCAUCCCCGAGUUGCAGAAUCAGCAGUUUGUGCAGCAUGACCGUUAGAGCAAGAGUAUUGUUGUGUUGUUUAUUUUCUUUUUCUUUGUGAUGGGUCCAGUUGUCCAGUUUCCGCAGCUUUAUUUCUGUGAGCUUUAGUUCUGAUGUGGGUUUAGGUGUUGUGCAAUAGUAGUAGUAGAUUUGACGUUGGCUAAUUAUUAAUAAUCAUGAGAAAUGAUUAUUAAAGUAGAAAUUAUUUGUUAAAAAUAAUUAAAAAUUAUAAAGCUAGUAAUUAAGAAUAGUAAAAUAAUUAAUUAGAAAUGAUACGGUUAUCAAUUAAUAAUGGUUAAAUAAUUAAUGAAAACAAUAAAAUUAUCAAUUAAGAAUGAAACAAUCUGUAAUUAAUGCUUAUCGUAGCGGGGCACCACCCUGGUUACAGGGACCAACGAGUCAAACUAUAGUUAUCAGUCUCAAGUGAUAAAAGUUAAAUUAAUAAUCUCAAUAUUUAAUAUUAAUGAUUAUAUAAUAAACAAUGAAGGGUUUUAAGUUCGAGCACAGGCUAUAGUAAUCCAGCUGUAUUCACAUACACAUGUACAAAUAAUCACAGAAAUACAAAUACUUUAAUUACAAAAGUAUUUAUUAAAAAGGGGAAAUAAAGUUAAUGUUAUUUCAAUGAUUCUUCAUUUAACAAAACCAAUAUUUCAAAGAUGGCAACAGCAGCAGCAGCACUUAUCACAAUGGUCACACAGGUAAUACUGGGUAUCUACUGGUGUGUGUGUGCGUGGUCGUGUGUGUCUGCCUGUCUGUGUCUCUAUGUGUGUGUGUGGGUGUGUGUGUCUAAAGAGAAAGGGGAGUGGCUAUGGCGUAAUGACGAGAUCACGUGGUGACGAAGUCUGGCCAGGAUCAGCAUGUUACGUUCACGUACUUUCAAGAUGGAGGUUUAUGAAUGAAGCCACGUUGCGAAAAGCAAAAUGGCUGCCGGUCACUGAACUUAACAAAGGGGAAUGGCGUCGAGAUGUAUCAAGGCUCCUUAAAUCUAGAAUUUUCUAUGCCACAUGAAAUAUGUAAGUGUAGGUCGGGACGUGUGUAAAAACAGGUUUAGGAGAAAAGAGAGAGAGAGGGAGAGAUAGAGAGAUCAGGAAAGCUCUCAAAACAUCGUCAGAGACAAACUUCCGGCGAAGCGGGCAGUCCAGUUACGUGAGAUGUAUCUUUUAACAGAUGUAAAUCUCCGCACAAUAUCUCUGACGGUAACACUUUAAAAAGGGAAGUGCCGGCUUAUUACGCGCGCUUCUCAGAACAUAGUAAACAAAGGAACCGGAUGUGACGUCUCCAGUUCGCCACGCGUUACACGGCUAAAAACAGAUCAGCGAUCUACAAACAAACACUCAAAUAAACAUGACACGCUAAGUAUUUAAACUAGUCUCUGCCCAGACAAUAAAGCCUCUUACUGUGACCUUCGCGGUGUUGCUUGCGCGUGUCGCGCGGAUUUUCGGGAAGUCCAGUGAAUCUCGUGUUGUGUUCCUCGGGGUACAUGCGGUCAGCGAAUCCUCGGAAUUAGGCGAGUGAAGUCCUGGCCUCUUAAGCGGGGCUCCGCUGGGUCUCGUGGUUGCAACGGAGGUCAGCGCUGGGCCGAAUAGAGCGAACUUCUCUUGCUCUUGGAACGGAAUUCGGCCUCGUCUCUUCUGCAGGGAUGAUCAGCUGUGGCGCUGUUGUGGGGAUCGUGAAAAAUAAAGUCUGUGAUCUCGGCCGGCGAGUGGACUUCCUUUGGCGAUCUCCUUCAAGUUAAAAUAACAAAAAGUCCUAUCAAAAUAAAACGUCGACUGGAUAACGAAAUAAAAGAAAAUGGAAUUAAAACAAACGUCUGUAAUUGCUCCCUAAAAUUACCUCUGGAUCAACUAACUGGAAAGGUCAGCUUUAUCUUCAGGGAAUCGGGAAUGGGCCGCGAUUAUUGAUGAGCAGCCCCUCUUAUUAACCUGUGGAGGCCCAGCCUCCUUGAGGUGUGGUUCUGAGAUGAUGCUGGCUUUAAGCCAAUUGAGUGUCAGAGGUCAGAUCAGAGUGGGAACGGCCAGGAGCAGAGCAGUGGUUUCUGGGGAAACCCCAGGGAUGAAGUUACUACCAGAGGAGAUGCUAUCUCCAUGCUUGAUCUUAGCUGGAAACUUUAGAGCUGGUUUCAUCUUGGCUCACAGGCCUUACUUUUACGACUCAUUGUGUGGAUCCCACCACAUGGCCAGUUCAGCAGGGACUCUUGCCCAACAUAGGUUAAAGUAAGAUUCUCAGAUCCUACGACCCUUUGUGGGUUGGUGUGUUGGGUUUUCCUUCUUUUGUCCAUUUUGCCGGCCUGUUGUUGAAGUUGUUGUCUUUUCUGCAAUAAUUAUUAUGAAACCAGCGCUUUCACAAAAAUAAAACCAUCGAAGGCCAGUAGCUGCUUCACUGUAAAAUGUUUUCACAAUGCUAAAAUUUAUGCAAGAAUAUCUAUUCCUUUCUUUUCCUUUUGAGAUUGAAUUCGUGUAUGUGUAAUAUAUCAUAAUGUGCUGUUGGGAAAUGUUUUUUGUGCAACCACAGACGGCCUAUUUUCGGCCUAUAUGUGUUGUCAAAGCCUUAAAACAAGUAUGGCCUUUGUCUUGAGAAAGCCUCCCGAACUCAGUCUCCCAGGGUGCAACAGGUUCCAUUGUUCUGAAAGAAGCCAGAGCACAGGGAACUCACUCUCCCAGGAUUCCUCAACUUAACACAGAGGGGUGAAAAAACCUCAGGGUCAACUCCUAUUGGUCACACUGGCCCCUGACCUGUGAGGUCACCAGGCCAAUAUAAGGAGAGGUUCCCCCCAAAUUCUUCUUCUUUCUCCAAUCCUUCUGAGGGCCAAAGGCUGUCCAGCUCUCUUCUCCUCCUGCAUCGGAGAGAGGGAGAAACCUGAUUUCUCCAGCUCAGCUCUUCUUUUCCCACCCAACGAGAGGAGGUCAGAGGUGCAGUUUCCAACUCAUCUCUUCAAGGAAACCUUUACGCAUCUCAAGCUUCUACAAACUCCUAGCAGCGACUCGAUGUCCUGUGGGUAAGAUUCAACGGCAACUGAACUGCACAGCCACAACAGAAUCGCGAAUGCAGAACCUUACCACACAAAGCCAGGAGAUGUCACAGAACUGCAAACGGCACAGCAACUUUCUCCCUUUCUAAUGACUGGUAACAUACUGGGCUUAAUAAUUAUACUAGACUAAGCCAGACUGUUUAUUUGAUUCUUUGCAGUGUUUAUAAGUUAUAUAUAUGUGGUGAUAUAGUGUUUAUAAGUUAAAUGAAAGUUAAUGUUAGUUACUGUCUAAACAGACUCAUUUAAAUAUGUUCCCGCUACCAGUUGUAAAACCACUUCUGAAGAAAA